Molecule: messenger RNA, 773 nt
Organism: Camellia sinensis
Lineage: Eukaryota; Viridiplantae; Streptophyta; Magnoliopsida; Ericales; Theaceae
Gene: SCP2
Product: sterol carrier protein 2
Cellular component (GO): cytosol
Source: RefSeq, a predicted model, not a curated record
UUGUUGGGCUUCAGACGCUUGAAUGCAGUUAAUACAGUAGUCGGUUCCUCACCCACCACCACGACCUCCAUAAAUGUCCGUCGAAUUCACGGCCUCUUCUUCACUUCAAUUACACACUCACAAAACCUCAUCAUCCUCCUCCCCCGGUGCACAAUAGUGAAGGGCAAAAGCUGCAAAAAUGGCGAAGUCGUCUGAGCUGAAGUCCGAGGCCCUCCUGGAGCAGAUGAAGCUCCACCUCUCCUCCGACGCUGGCAAACAUCUCACCAAGAAGAUCGGCCUUGUUUAUCAACUCAACAUCGCUCCCAAGAAAAUUGGAUUCAACGAGGACAUCUAUGUUGUUGAUCUCAAGAAAGGAGAGGUCAAGAAAGGGCCAUACGAGGAUGGGAAGCCCGAUGCCAUCUUUUCUUUCACCGAUGAAGAUUUUUUCAAGAUUGCCUCUGGGAAGAUGAAUCCCCAAAUUGCUUUCAUGAGGGGUGCAAUGAAGGUUAAGGGCAGUCUGAGUGCCGCUCAGAAAUUCACACCUGACAUUUUCCCCAAACCUUCAAAGAUGUGAGCAGACUUGUCAUUGAAUUAUUCACUUAAGGUUGUUUUCGUGGUUUCUCAAACGUAUCAUUUGUAGACUGAAAUGUCAAUUAGAAAUGAUUAAAAUGAUCUAAACCCAUCCAUUAGUAUCUCUGAUAAAUGCCUCUUUAUUUAUGUAAUAUGGUACUCGCUAUAAGGCUGUUUUUCUAAAAGAAAUUUUAAAUUUAAAUUUGCAGUCUACAUUGCUAUCA